CUCCAUGAGACAUCUGCCCUGAGAGCUCAGAAGCCGUGCAGCUCACUGCGAGAGAGGAACGCGGUUCUUCAUUGCACAUUAGCCUAAAGAGAGACAGAAACCGAGGGGGCAGCGGGAGUACGAGUUCCACCGAACAGCACCACAGGACCACACAGAACCGAACUGGGAAGGACAGAGACAGGAAAAAAAAUUAUCCAGACCUGAUCUGGCAUCCCAUAACAGAAAACUUUACACGUCCCAACUGUAAGAGGAUCGAAGAGAAGGCCUCUGUACAGAAUGUCUAAACAGCCAUCAACAAACGUAAAAGCUUUACAGGCCAACCUCAAUAUUCCAAUGGGAGCUUUGCGUCCGGGAGCGGGACUUCCUGUGAAGAGGAAAGAGGAGACACAGGACACAGAGGAGGUACCGGCCGUCACUCCAGAAGAAAAGAAGCACCUUCCUGGUGCUGUGAAACUUCCAGGACCGGCAGUUAACCUUUCUGAGAUCCAGAACGUCAAAAGCGAACUCAGAUGGGUCACUAAAGAUUAGACACACUCAGGUGACCCCGCCUUGCUCGUCAAGGAAGGAGACAGACAGCUCUACCAGCUCUACCUAUUUCAUUACAGAUUCUCUACGACAAUCUCCAACAAAUCCCAAAUUCCCAGCUACUGAAAACAAGACGCCCAUCCUUCAAUGAACUGCAAUAACUCAAAGCACAAAACUUUCAAUUCCUGCAACACAAAGUUUUUCCUGCUUCAAGAACGGAUUAGACCCACAUACAACUCCCAGACUGCAGUUAUCCCGGUUUCUUGCAAACUCAUGGUCUAGAACCUAUUUCAGAUCUGGUACUGAAUCUCAGCCAUCUCUACAGCUUGAUACUGCACAAAAUUAUGGCCCAAGAAUGGUUCAGGAUAUUUUGGCAGAUUAGAGCCACAUAGCAGCCAUGAUCAUCCCAAAUCCAUGCCAGCAGUCAUCUCUAAUAACAUGCAGACUGUGGUAUCAAACCUCAGCCGUCUCUUGCCUAAGAUACUGCAAAGGAUACAGCGGAAGGAUGUCUGAGACUGGUUCUCCAAGUUACAGCUACAUAAAAGUACCAAAGCUUAGCCAGUAGUCAUCCCUAUUAUUAGUUCUUUAUCCAUUUUCAACAUUUGGUUUCAAAUCUCAGCCUUGAUACUGAGAAGAGUAUGGCCCAAGAAUGAUCUGGACUUAUCUUCCAGAUUAGACUUCUCUAACAGGCAUAUUAAUACCAAAUCUCAGCCUGCAGUUACUGCCACUGUUGUUGCAUACAUAACCUAGAAACAAUUAAUAAUCUGGUACUGAAUCUCGUCCAUCUCUAAGCACAGAUAUUGCAAAUAAUGAUGGUCCAAAUUGGUUCUCCAUCUGAAAGCUGCAUAACAGCUGGUAUAGUCACAAAUCCCAGGAUAAAUUCAUCCCUAUUAUUGAACUUUACAGAAACCUUAACCUAUUUUAUAUCUGCUACCAAAUCUUAACCAUUGUUUGGAUCAGAACUUGUAAAGAAUCCUGGCCCAGGUACUCAAACAAUAUUCCUGAGGAAUGGUCCUGACUGGUUCUCCAUCUAAGGUUGUUUUCACACUCGGUCCCUUUCAGCCCUCAAAAUGAAGCAAUUAUUUAUCUUUUUUUUUACGCAUAUGUGAACACUCCGAAUGAAUUCAGACCCUCUGAAACAAACCAAACUGAGACCACCUCCUGAAGUGGUCUCAGUUUGGGUUUGCUUAAAGUCUGCAUUGCAGUUCGCUUAACCUGUGUAUUGUGAACACAAGGCACUCCAAGUUUGCUUCACCUUUUGCCACUGUAUUUUAGCCCUCUAGGCUUGCCAUAGAGAGAUCACAUUCUAUUGCAAAGGGACGCUCAAAAAAGAUAAACAGACAGAAUUAUGGCCAUGAUACAGAACUACAGUGUGAACAGAAAGGGGACUGAUGCGGCCUUCAAAUGGACCUCGUGAGAUUGAAAUUGGGAUUACAGCAUAGGAAGUCGUGCACGUUAAAUGCUUGGCAUUCAAGUGGUGUCAUAGUGAGAAGACUGCUGCUAGGCAGUGGCAACAUGGAUGCCAAAAGACUCCUCAUUCAGGCUAAUGUUAACAAUUUAGCAAGCUGUACAGAGGGUAAUGUAAUGUAGAAAGUAUCAAAGCAUAAUAAAAAUAUGAGGCUGUUGGGAAUAACAUUUUCCUUAGACAGCUUAUAAAAUUGUAAAAUUACGAAGAAAACUCAAUACAACUAAAAUUACAAUGUAUUAACUUACCAUCCACCAACAAAUGUACUUCCAUAAUCUCUGCCAUUUGUGAAAAUGUCGGCAAACACGUCACAUCUCAUGAAUUCUGAGCUUUCAGAAAAUUUCCACUUCCGAUGUCAUGAAUAUCACAAGAGAGGGCGCUCUUCUCAUGAACACAGUAAACACGAGCCCAUUUGAAGGCACCACGAGACCUUAUCAGAGCUGAACUGAGUCCUUUCAUAAUGUGAACACAAAAAGAACUAAGUCCCUUUUCCUCAUUUUAAAAGGACUUAGUUUGGGUUAUAUGUGAAAACACCCUUAGAUUAGUGAUGCCAAAGAGGACCAAAUCCCAGUAAACAGUCAUUACUGUACUAUAGGUCUCUCUUAUCCCAGAUACCACAAAGAUGGCCCAGGAAGGCCCAGAAUAGCUUGCCAGUGAAGGACAAAGCAGGAAGGUCAUACCAGGGUCAAACAAAAUUCAAAUACUUUUUGGACCUUUUGUAUAAUGUGAAGACUGGCCCAUGAAUGGUACCAAAUCCUAUCUUAUAAACCUCAAAGAUCACCCAGCUCAGUCAUAAUCAGACCAAAUCCCUGCUAGCAAUCAUCACUAUUACUCUUUUAUGGAGUAAUGCAUUUUCAGACUCCGGUAUUACAAAGAAUGAUGACUCAUGAUGACCCCAAAUUGACUACCAAAUGAGGCAAAAGCGACAAGUCCAUGCCAGGGCCAAGCAAAUUGCAAACAUUUUGGAUGCAUCCUCAAUCAGCCCACAUGCUGUUUACCAUCAGAGAUGUGGCACCAUCAGUGCCAGAUAUAACAUCAUGCUGACACACUUGAUAAUGCUUCUUGACCAGAUAAUUUUGCUCUGUAGGUAUUAAAGCACAUAAAUCAAACCUGCACAUAAACUGCACAUUUUUAUUGCAAGUAACCAGUUACAGUUCUGUUCUCUUUUAUAUCUCCUGAUUUAAAUCGAAAGCGUGUCUUUGAGAAGUGGUCUGAUUCCGUAACAGAUCUGUGAAGCUCCUUUGCUGCCAUGUGUGAAGUCACAUAUUUAAAUUCCUUUUAUAGAGCCUGAAUCAUAAUGUACCAUGAUGACUAGUCUGUGUUGUUUGUGUUAAUAGUGGCAAAUGUCGUCUCACUUCAUUUAUUCUGAACAAAUCAGAGACAUUGAAAAACAUGUUUUCAUACUUCAAGGCCUUUUCUUUUGAACUGCUCCGUUUUUUUCUGCCUUUCCUUGCCAUUGUUCUCGGGCUUAGUUUUGAGAGUGUGUAGGCUGAAAUGCAAUAAAAACACGAUUUCUCAGUGUCACGGUGUAGGAGGGUGAAGCAAUCACAUGUUGUCUUUGAGCAAACAGAAGUGAAUUUCCAACACUUUGUCACUGUCUUAUUAGCUUUUAAAUGUGAUAUUUGUGAAGAACGUUUUCUCUCUUCAUGUCUCCUGUUGAGCAGCAGCACAUCAGUGAAAGUGUCCUUACUGAAGAUUCUGAGUUAGAAGGGCUAAAAGAAAAUAAUGAUAUCAUCUCUGAAGUGUAAUAAAAACUUGGGUCAAAAAUAAAAUACCAUGCCACAUACGGUAACUGA
Molecule: messenger RNA, 3786 nt
Organism: Neoarius graeffei (lesser salmon catfish)
Lineage: Eukaryota; Metazoa; Chordata; Actinopteri; Siluriformes; Ariidae
Gene: smpx
Product: small muscle protein X-linked
Exons: 6
Coding region: 277-528 (83 amino acids)
Cellular component (GO): muscle tendon junction; M band; costamere
Source: RefSeq, a predicted model, not a curated record